AUGGGUCGCGUUAAACUGGAGAUUAAGAGAAUAGAAAACCAAACCAAUCGUCAGGUUACAUUCUCAAAACGUAGAAAUGGACUCAUCAAGAAGGCGUACGAGCUUUCGAUCCUCUGUGACAUUGAUAUUGCUCUCAUCAUGUUCUCCCCGUCCGGCCGCCUCAGUCAUUUCUCCGGCAAAAAGAGGAUCGAGGAUGUAUUUAGUCGUUUCAUUAAUCUCCCUGACCAAGAAAGAGAACACGCUCUAAUUUUCUCUGAUCAAGGCAGACAUGUAGAUAUCCAAAACAAAGAGUAUUUGCUGAGGACCUUACAGCAACUUAGAAGUGAAGAUGUUGCUCUUCAGCUUGCCAAUCCUGCAACUAUCAACACAGAUAUUGAGGAACUCCAACAAGAGAUUGGAAGAUUACAGCAGCAACUUCAUGUGGCAGAAGACCAGAUAAGGAUAUAUGAGCCUGACCCACUCAAAUGUACUUCUACUGGGGAGCUUGAAUCCUGCGAGAAAAAUCUUCUUGACACCUUGACACGUGUCAUGCAUAGAAAGGAAUAUCUGUUGAGCCAUCAUUUAUCUUAUGAUCCAUCUAGUAUACAGGAAAUACCGACGUCUUUUGAGAACGAAGUAGCGAGUUGGUUGCCAGAUCAUAGUGGUCACGCUCAGGCCCAAAUGUUUGAUGCCACGGCCCAUUUGAAUCCACUGAGGGAUCUUUCGUCGACACUUUAUGAUCCGCUAAUGCAAGGGCCCAGCACAAGCGCAGACCCAAAUAGCAUGGGAGAGUGCCACGUCACGAACCCCGACGACCCAAACUUUCCGACGUGGUCCCAACCAUAUGACUCCACAGAAUUACAUCCAGCUCAUCACUCCAUGGCACACGACGACUUGUACAGUCAACUUCAGCAUGGAAUGAUGGACCCCACAGAGAUGAUGCCACGUCAUGAGCAGGUGGAGAUUCGAGUAACAGGAACGACACAUGGAGAGGUUGAUAAUGAUCAAAUAGCUGGGAAUUAUGACACCAAAGUCCCUCAACUCAAUGGACAGUAA
This is a messenger RNA of Tripterygium wilfordii, 1035 nucleotides long. RefSeq names its product agamous-like MADS-box protein AGL104. Gene Ontology annotation, molecular function: protein dimerization activity; RNA polymerase II cis-regulatory region sequence-specific DNA binding; DNA-binding transcription factor activity, RNA polymerase II-specific. The coding region runs from base 1 to 1035 and encodes 344 amino acids. Gene Ontology annotation, biological process: positive regulation of transcription by RNA polymerase II. The transcript has 12 exons. Lineage: Eukaryota; Viridiplantae; Streptophyta; Magnoliopsida; Celastrales; Celastraceae. The record is from RefSeq and is a predicted model, not a curated record.